Maniola jurtina (meadow brown) is the source of this 2169-nucleotide messenger RNA. RefSeq names its product b(0,+)-type amino acid transporter 1-like. Gene Ontology annotation, biological process: amino acid transmembrane transport. The record is from RefSeq and is a predicted model, not a curated record. Gene Ontology annotation, molecular function: L-amino acid transmembrane transporter activity. NCBI's taxonomy places the organism in Eukaryota, Metazoa, Arthropoda, Insecta, Lepidoptera, Nymphalidae. The coding region runs from base 401 to 2074 and encodes 557 amino acids. The transcript is spliced from 13 exons. Gene Ontology annotation, cellular component: membrane.
CCGGGAAUAGACAGUCCGCCCUGAGCCAUCGCUCAUCGCUAACAUACACUAACAUCAUUUUGCUACUAGUAAAGUAGUAUUUUAAAGUGCCUUUAAGUUUAUAUAUUAAAGAAAUUUAAUAUUUUAGUAUAAAUUUUAGUAAUAUUUAAAUAAACGAAUUCAGUCUUAAUUUCCAAAUUUUGUGUUCUUUUAUGAAGAUUUGUGUUCAAACGUGCUCAAUUCCUAGAUAUGUAAGAAAUAGUUGAUAAAAUAUAGUGCCAGCGGUAAAAUUGUGGUUGUGAAGUACGGUUUGUGACUUAUUUGUACGAUUGAUAUUGAAUAGAAGUGAUUUGGCUCAGUGCUCGGAGGUUGUGUUCUUGGUGUCGGCGCCGGCGCCGUGCAGAGUUUACAGUGCGUCUAUAUGUGCGAUGCGAUGCGCGACAAACUUGCGUCGCUGAUUCGGGCUUCGGUGCGUGCGCAGACGCAUUCUGAAAACGCAGACAAGUUGCACAAUGGCGCCAUUACACCUGUACUGGUAUUUCCUGAUGAAGGGGGCGCACGCGAAGGCGGAUUGGUGUGGCGCGGGUGCGCCGCCAACUGCGACGCCGAAGACGGCGCGGCGGGAACACUCUCCGACGGCAACGCCAACCCAGGAGACAAGGUACAGUUGGAGGGGUCGGACGCAGCUCAGGACGACCCUGUUCACCUCAAGAGACGGGUGGGACUCUUCAGUGGGGUGGCUCUAAUCGUCGGCACUAUGAUUGGUUCUGGAAUAUUCGUGUCGCCCUCUGGGCUUUUGGAGCGCACAGGCUCAGUGGGCAUAAGCUUCAUCAUAUGGAUGUCGUGUGGCCUGCUCUCACUGCUUGGAGCGCUCGCAUAUGCGGAGUUAGGAACGAUGAAUACGUCCUCUGGAGCGGAGUACGCGUAUUUUAUGGACGCCUUCGGAGGACCCCCUGCAUUUCUGUUUUCAUGGGUAUCUACACUAGUGCUGAAGCCUUCCCAGAUGGCCAUCAUCUGUCUGAGCUUCGCGAAGUACGCCGUGGAACCGUUUGUGUCGGAGUGCGAGCCGCCCCACGCGCUCGUCAAACUGGUGGCCGUCAUCUCUAUUGUAAUGAUACUGGCGGUCAACUGCUACAGUGUGAAUUUAGCGACGAAUGUCCAAAACAUCUUUACUGCGGCCAAAUUGGUAGCGAUUGCGAUAAUCGUCUGCGGGGGAGCUUACAAGUUAGCAUUAGGUAAUACGCGACAUUUACAGGAGCCCAACUUCGCCAGUAGCACGGCGACGCUGGGCAACAUCGCCACAGCCUUCUACACCGGCCUCUGGGCCUACGACGGCUGGAAUAACCUUAACUAUGUCACCGAGGAAAUUAAAAACCCCUCCAGGAACCUCCCUCUGAGUAUAAUAAUCGGCAUCCCCCUGGUGACGCUAUGCUACGCGCUCGUGAACGUGUCGUAUUUGGCGGUCAUGUCGGUCAGCGAGAUGGCCGACAGCGAGGCCGUGGCCGUCACCUUUGGCAACCGCCUCCUUGGCCCAAUGGCUUGGCUGAUGCCCCUGGCAGUCACUAUAUCUACCUUUGGAUCGGCGAACGGGACUCUGUUUGUUGCGGGCAGGUUAUGCUUCGCCGCGUCUCGCGAAGGACAUUUGUUGGAUAUCUUGUCGUAUGUCCACGUCCGUCGUUUUACACCUGCUCCAGGGCUGAUAUUCCAUUCCCUGAUAGCGGUGGCGAUGGUGCUGUACGGCACAAUCGACUCGCUGAUCGAUUUCUUCUCGUUCACGGCGUGGAUCUUCUACGGCGGCGCCAUGCUCGCACUCAUCGUCAUGCGCUACACGAAGCCCCUCGCGCCUAGGCCCUAUAAGGUGCCAAUAAUAAUCCCGUACGCGGUGCUGCUGGUGUCGGCGUACCUGGUAGUUGCGCCAAUCAUCGACAAGCCGCAGUGGGAGUACCUGUACGCGGGCGGCUUCAUCCUAGGCGGCCUGCUGGUCUACGUGCCCUUCGUCAAGUGGGGCUACGAGCUGCCUUUCAUGGAUAAAAUAACAGUAUUUUUGCAAAUGGUGUUGGAGGUUGUGCCAACGUCUACGACUUUCGAAUACUAAGUCCGCGCUGGACUUUAAAAAAGCAUUUGGUAAUACUUGAGUAUUUUAGGCUCUGGUUAAUGUUCGAGCUUUCAAGAGCUUAGGAAUCAGAUGGC